AUGCCUCUUGGGGUGGACGAUGAUGAUCUCGAAGCCGCCAUCGGCAUGUACAAUUUCCGAGCAAAGCAUGGGACUAGGACUGCACAUUCGCUACAGCGGCAAUCUCCAGAAACGGGCUCUCGCCUACCAUUGGCGAUAGGACCAUCGCAUCAUCGCGAUGUGUCGUGUGCUCGAGGAGAGGAGCACGCAGAGAAAGAGUCACAGCAGCUCAGUCCCGUCCAAGAAGAGCAACCCAACAGCCGCUUUGGUUCGCCGGUCACCAUUCAUACCUCCUCGCCACGGCCUAAAGCAAAUGCCCGUACUCCGAGGGAAGGCAAAGGCGAUACGACGUACUACAGUUUUCAAGGUGGCAGUGACGAGAUACAGCCUCGAAAACUAAUCCACAGCACUUCUCUCCCUCCCAUUCCAUCCCGCCAACCUUAUUACUCCAAGCCAACUCUCCAACGUCAGCAUAUGCCUUCACAGAAUAUCUGGCGCCGGCAAUUCGGCUGGGCAGACGUAUUCGAGCAGGAGCUGCGGGACCUCGACGUCAAGCCCGCGUGCAUACCGAAGGCGAGAUCUGCUAAUAAGGCUUCCCAUAUUCGGACCCUGUCGGAUCUGUCAUCGACGAGUUCGUCGCUGCCCCAAAUUCAAAAAGGGGUCUCGAGUUUCUGGAAACCGAAGAGAGAUCUGUAUUCACACGACUCGACUUCCUCCGCUUCAAGUACGCAGGAUGACAUCGAUUCCCGGGAACCUGCCACCAGAGCUGAUGUACCACCACGGCAUACGGAGAAAAGAUUGACUCGCUUUGAAUGGCUGUUCAGGAAGCUUCCGGGUGGUAGUGAUCAUGUCGGUAUUGGUCCUGUUGAAGAGGCUGGUCAAGAUGAUCCAGGACACGGGGCUAGGGAUAGGAAAUUGAGGGCUUGA
Messenger RNA from Cladophialophora immunda, 906 nucleotides. RefSeq lists its product as uncharacterized. The transcript has a single exon. The coding region runs from base 1 to 906 and encodes 301 amino acids. The record is from RefSeq and is a predicted model, not a curated record. NCBI's taxonomy places the organism in Eukaryota, Fungi, Ascomycota, Eurotiomycetes, Chaetothyriales, Herpotrichiellaceae.